CCCUCUCUCCAUCCCCCCCACCCUGGUCUCAGGCAGACAGGGCUCACUCCCCUCUCCCCCCAGUGCUGACCCUGUGCCCUGGGUCUGACGCAGACUCAGCCCCGCACAGCCUUGGGGAGAAGUCCGCCCAGGGGCCACAGGAAGGCUCCCGGCCCGGGUUCUGUUUGUUCUUCUUGGUGAAGUUCAGAAAGCCUGUGACACAGAUGGACACAGGAGGUGGCCCCAUUGUCCCCUAAGCAAUGCCAAGCAUGGAACAGCAGGUCCUGGGGUGAGGAACAGGCAGGCUCUGGAGGGCUCUCUUUGGGGUUCCCCAGAAAGCGGUGCUCUACUGGGACCUGUCCACUGUUCCUUCCAGGCUCGUCCCAGGCUCUGCCCCCAGCUGAAGCAUGAACGGCCUCGAGGCCGCUUCCCCAGGUCUGAUGGCCAACCUUUCCCCGGCGGCUGCAGAUCAGUGUGGCCAGGAGACGUGGCUGGAGAACGUCCUCUUUGCCUCCUUCUACCUCCUGAACUUCCUCCUGGCUUUCGUCGGCAAUGCCCUGGCCCUGUGGCUUUUCAUCCGGGACCACAGGUCAGGCACCCCGGCCAAUGUGUUCCUGAUGCACCUGGCGAUGGCCGACCUGUCCUCCGUGCUGGUCCUGCCCACACGCCUCGUCUACCACUUCUCGGGGAGCCACUGGCCUUUUGGGGAAAUCCCGUGCCGCCUCACGGGCUUCCUCUUUUACCUCAACAUGUACGCCAGCAUCUACUUCCUCACCUGCAUCAGCGCCGACCGCUUCCUGGCUGUCGUGUACCCCGUCAAGUCCCUCAGGCUCCGCAGGCCCCUCUACGCACACCUGGCCUGCGCCUUCCUCUGGGUGGUGGUGGCCGUGGCCAUGGCCCCACUGCUGGUGAGCCCACAAACCGUGCAGACCAACCACACGGUCAUCUGCCUACAGCUGUACCGGGAGAAGGCCUCCCCGCAUGCGCCGGUGUCCCUGGCUGUGGCCUUCACCUUCCCGUUUGUCACCACAGUUACCUGCUACCUGCUGAUCAUCCACAGCCUGCGGCGAGGCCCCCGCAUGGAGCAGCGCCUCAAGAGCAAAGCGGUCCGCACCAUCGCCCUGGUGCUCACCAUCUUCCUGGUCUGCUUCGUGCCCUACCACGCCCACCGCUUCUUCUACCUGCUGCGCUCCCGGGGCCCGGCCUCCUGCGCGGCCCGGCGCGCCCUGGCGCUGGGGAACCGCGUCACCUCCUGCCUCACCAGCCUCAACGGGGCGCUCGAUCCCAUCAUGUACUUUUUUGUGGCCGAGAAGUUCCGCAACACCCUGUGCGGCCUGCUCCGCUGCAAACAGCUCUCAGGCCCGCCGCCCAGCCUCGAGGGGAAAACCAAUGACAGCUCGCUGAGCGCCAGGUCAGAGCUGUGAGCCCGACCCGCCUCUGCACUCUCAGGACAGCUCCCCCAGGGUGCUGAGGCUUCUCCCAGGCUCACGGAGAAGCCCACCUC
Messenger RNA from Miniopterus natalensis, 1483 nucleotides. It is a transcript of the gene GPR17, whose product is annotated as G protein-coupled receptor 17. Gene Ontology annotation, molecular function: G protein-coupled receptor activity. Gene Ontology annotation, cellular component: plasma membrane. Gene Ontology annotation, biological process: phospholipase C-activating G protein-coupled receptor signaling pathway; positive regulation of Rho protein signal transduction. The record is from RefSeq and is a predicted model, not a curated record. NCBI's taxonomy places the organism in Eukaryota, Metazoa, Chordata, Mammalia, Chiroptera, Miniopteridae.